Molecule: messenger RNA, 740 nt
Organism: Coturnix japonica (Japanese quail)
Lineage: Eukaryota; Metazoa; Chordata; Aves; Galliformes; Phasianidae
Source: RefSeq, a predicted model, not a curated record
AUGGGCUGCAAGUGCGUAUAUGGGCUAUGUGGCUGGCUGGGAGUGCUGGCGCUGCUGAGCGCCGCCGUGCUGGGCUGCUGCCUGCGCCGUCCUGCCGUCCCCACACAUCACCAUCCCCACCAUCCCCACGUGCGCUGUUACGGCACAGCGGAGCUGCGGGAUGGAGAGGCCCCAAUGCACCUCCUGGGCCGCAGCCUGCGCUGGGAGCAACACGUGCCGGUGCAGUUGGUGCCGCAGAUCGAGGCUGCGCAACGGAGGAGGAGGAGAAGGGAGCAUUCAUGUCCUGCACUGCAGCUCCGCGCUGGGCUGCACAGUGAGCCCCAUGAGAGAUCCAUCUCACCAUGGCGGUAUCGCAUCGACGAGGACGAGGACCGCUACCCACGCAAGCUGGCCUUCGCCGAGUGCCUGUGCACCGGCUGCGUGGAUGUGAAGACAGGGAGGGAGACCACGGCGCUCAACUCGGUGCCCAUCCAUCAGACCAUGAUGGUGCUGCGCCGCAAGCCCUGCCCGCGCCCCUCCAGCCCCGGCCUCAUCACGUUCGAGGUGGAUUACAUCCGUGUGCCCGUGGGCUGCACCUGUGUCCUGCCCCGCACCGGGCGCUGACCCCGCUCCCUUGGAGCACCCCCAACCCUGUGACCGUGUCACCCUCCUCGUGCUUGUUUUAGAGCACUCAUUCCACCUCCACCUCCCUCCUCCUCGACCCCACCACCAUUUAUUUAUGAGUUAUUUAUGAUGCCCGC